Molecule: messenger RNA, 2766 nt
Organism: Labrus mixtus (cuckoo wrasse)
Lineage: Eukaryota; Metazoa; Chordata; Actinopteri; Labriformes; Labridae
Gene: lfng
Product: LFNG O-fucosylpeptide 3-beta-N-acetylglucosaminyltransferase
Exons: 8
Coding region: 139-1236 (365 amino acids)
Biological process (GO): pattern specification process; regulation of Notch signaling pathway
Cellular component (GO): Golgi membrane
Molecular function (GO): O-fucosylpeptide 3-beta-N-acetylglucosaminyltransferase activity
Source: RefSeq, a predicted model, not a curated record
CACCUACAGAGGUCUGGUGCUCUUCUUUUUUCGUAUAUUUAAAAAAAAAAAAAAAAUACCACAUGGACUUUACAUUGGAGAUCCGUUGCAUUUCUUCAUAGUUUUUAGUCGUUCCUUUAAAAAAAAAAAAAUUGAAUCAUGGUGAAUAAUAACGUCAAGAAGAUAGUUGUCUCUGUAGUCAGCACAGCGUGUCUGUGUCUGCUGCUGCUCCUCGUCGCGGUGCAGCAUCACGGGGUUCAGGUGGAUGGGGAGGCGAACGCGGGGGACACCGGGGUGCGCGCUCUCGACGCAGAGCCAGGCAGCGCGCCCGCGAAGAGAGGAUUCUCCGCGUACUUGACCAAACUGACCCGGGGACGGAGGGAUGUGGAGAAGCCCGCCCGCUCCUCGGCGGCCGCUGCUGAUCCGCAGCCAGCUGAGGACAUCAGCGCGGAUGACAUCUUCAUCGCCGUGAAGACCACCAAGAAGUUCCACCAGUCCAGGCUCAAUCUGCUGCUGGACACAUGGAUCUCAAGAAGCAUGCAACAGACGUACAUCUUCACAGACGGAGAAGACGAAGAGCUGAAAAAGAAAAUUGGGAGUCAUGCAAUCAACACCAACUGCUCUGCAGCUCACAGCAGACAGGCUCUGUCGUGCAAGAUGGCGGUGGAAUAUGACAAGUUCAUCGAGUCGGGCAAAAAGUGGUUCUGUCAUGUGGAUGAUGACAACUAUGUGAAUGUUCCCACACUGGUGAAGUUCCUGUCCCAGUACCCCCACACCCAGGACAUGUACCUGGGUAAACCCAGUCUGGAUCGGCCCAUCGAGGCCACAGAGAGGCUGGGCGACAAUAAGAUGAAACCGGUCAACUUCUGGUUUGCUACUGGAGGAGCCGGCUUCUGUGUGAGCCGGGGUCUGGCACUGAAGAUGAGCCCAUGGGCCAGUGGCGGCCACUUCAUGAACACAGCCGAGAAGAUCCGCCUGCCCGACGACUGUACCAUCGGCUACAUCAUCGAGUCGGUUCUGGGGGUCCCUCUGACCCGCAGCAACCUGUUCCACUCUCACCUGGAGAACCUGCAACUUGUGUCCAGAUCUGAGAUGCACAAGCAGAUCACUCUCAGUUAUGGGAUGUUUGAAAACAAGAGCAACAUCAUUAAUUUGAAAGGAGCUUUUCCUGUGGAGGAGGAUCCAUCGAGGUUCAAGUCUGUGCACUGUCUACUGUACCCAGACACCCCGUGGUGUCCCCCUCAGGUUGCCUUCUAGGACGACCGCUCCUUUCUCAUCCUCGUCCCCGUCAUGCCUCGGUAUCUGAAAGGCUUGUGGGGACCAGUGUUUGGUAUUAGACCGCAUUGCUGCUGUUUUCUUGCUACAGUGGCGUGCGGUCUUUAAUAGUUUUACUGGGCUGCUGUGCGGCCCGCCUCGGGACUUUACCUUCCUGCACCGAACCAGGACCUUGUUCCGCCUGUAAUGCACGGGCGGAGGACUCCAGGUCUUGGCAGGAAUUAGCUUUCAGCGUUAAGCUUUGCAGGCAAUCAGUUGAGCUUUGUGAUAUAUAUGUUGCUUGUAAAUGAAUCUGCAAUUCUCAUAGAAUGUAUUGACAUAUUUCCAAGCCUUUUUGCCAGCUUCAUUAACACUUGUAUGUUUUAUUUUUGCUUUUUAAAAACAAAGGUCUUUGUUUGUAGGCUUUUAUCAUAUUAUUGGCUUUUUUCAUGCCUUUUUGUUAAGGUCUUUUAACUUUGACGACUCCGGACAAACUCUAUGAUGAAGAUGUUUUGUACUUUUCAGUUAACAGUGUUUAUUUCUUACACAACCUGAGCUGGCAUUUGGCAAUUUUCCAAAUGCAUCCUUCCUUUGAAUGACCUAAUCUGAAGUAUAUCAGGACAAAGCACUUUUCCCUGUAUGUCAGCUUUUUUUUCUUAAAAAGAACUGACCUUAUUAACGUCCUUUAAUGACAUGCUUCAGAUUUGUGUCCAUACUGACAAAAAGAAAGAAAAAUAACCCCUCAAAAUCUCAAAAUCCAGUUAUUCUUAUGUAUUUAAUGACUCCUUGCAUUUGUAACAAUCAGGGAAAAUAAGGAGUGGAGGAGAUUUUGAUUUGGGGUUACAAUCAGAUCUUGAAUUGCUUUGAUUUAUUUUUUAGGUUUGUUUAAUAAUUGCACAGCAGAGUUUCAAAUAUUUGACUGAUAUUUGCUCCUGGAAAGACGCUCACCUCAUGGGGUUCAACAGUAGAGAAAAAGUGACUUUUGUAUUGGUAAAUGGCAUCUAAAUUAUAACCCCACAUUUAAUCCCAGCCACAGUCUAUAAGAGUUUGCACAAUAGACUGUCUUCUCUGUCAUUAACCUGAAUGUUGUUUAUUUACACAAAAUACUGGCUGGUUACUGUUGAGGCCGAUGAGGUGAGAACUUAACAAGAGCAACAUCAGUGUUUGCACAUGGAGGUGUUUGCUCCCUCUGUGUCAUCUUUACCCAUAUUGGGUUACUCUUUACAUUUUAACCACAGUACUGUGUACUGUGCCUCUGUUUCAAUUAGUCGUGAAUGUGUAAUGAAUAGAAUGUAACUCCCCUGUUGUGGUUGACACAUGCUUUUAAUGACCUGAACAUGAUUUUGUACUGCUUUGAACUGUCUCAAUGACUGCGCUGUUUUUUUUUCUUCUCCAGUAUCUGGAGGGUUUGAACAGUUCAUCCCCAAUAUUGGCUUCUCAGGGAUUAUGAGUUGAUCCUGGUAUUAAAUCUAUUGGACCCGUGGUGGGACCUGAAAGUUUGAAUAAAAAAUGCAUAACCACUGAGAAACUCAA